Molecule: messenger RNA, 607 nt
Organism: Durio zibethinus
Lineage: Eukaryota; Viridiplantae; Streptophyta; Magnoliopsida; Malvales; Malvaceae
Source: RefSeq, a predicted model, not a curated record
AUCUCCAUCAGACUUGCUUGACGAUCCAUCAUCUUCUGCAACAUCAUCAUCAUAUUUUUCAUCGAAUAGGCCACUCUAUGAAUUAUCCGAGGUCAUGGCUCAAUUACCUGUCAGGUAAUCAAACAUCCUUUCAAUAUGCUAAAAUGCCAGAGAACAUGAGUUGGGUAAUGAUUGAUUUUGAUUUUAUGUGUAGGAGAGGACUUUCUAAACAUUAUCAAGGGAAGUCUCAAUCUUUCACGUCUCUAGCAAGCGUGAGGAGCAUAGAAGACCUUCCAAAGAAAGUUAUUCCUAUGUACAAUAGAGCGAAAAUGAAAUCAUGCAAGAGCUACGGGUGGGGACUAGAUGGCCAUAACAAGAAGAAGCCAUAUAGCCCAAAGGCUACGAUAUCAAAGAAGGCCGGUUCCCGGGGUUGGUUGUUGUCUUCCCUUGGUAAUUAGAGAAGUAAUACUACUCUAGUGAUCAUUGGUGAAUGAUUAGUAGUUAUAGCUGGAUUUUUGUAUGUUGUAUAAGCAGCUUUUAGAUGUCAUGAAGAAACCAUCGAUCAACUUUUGACCAUUUUUUGAGGAUCCGUCGACAAAGAAAAGGAAAUAUAAAUAUAAACAUAUAU